Messenger RNA from Coffea arabica (coffee), 843 nucleotides. NCBI's taxonomy places the organism in Eukaryota, Viridiplantae, Streptophyta, Magnoliopsida, Gentianales, Rubiaceae. The record is from RefSeq and is a predicted model, not a curated record.
AUGGAAAUGCCCAUGAACCCAUGCUCCAGAACAGUUAUCACAGCACCCAAAUGCAUAUGCACAGGGUCCAGAGCUCACCUACUAUCUGCAAUCUUACUGGUCUUCAGCAGUAGAACAGUGCUUCUGGUCUUCAGCUGUAUCCUCAGAAUUACUACCAAACCAUCAGUCUCUUUGGUGCGCAGGAAACUUCAACUUGUUGGAGUGACAGCAAUGCUUUUGGCUUGCAAGUAUGAAGAAGUUUCCGUUCCUGUCCUUGAAGACCUCAUAUUGAUUUCUGACAGGGCUUACUCCAGAAAUGACGUGCUUGAGAUGGAGAGCUUCAUGAUCAACACCUUGCAAUUUAAUCUUUCAGUGCCUACUCCUUAUGUCUUCAUGAGGCGCUUUCUUAAAGCUGCUCAAUCUAAUAAAAAGUUGGAGCUUCUGUCCUUCUUUAUCGUUGAGCUGUGCCUCGUCGAGUAUGCAAUGCUUAGGUUCCCCCCGUCUCUCUUAGCAGCAGCAGCAAUCUUUACUGCACAAUGCUCUAUCAAUGGGUUCAAGAAGUGGACUAAGACAUGCGAGAGGCACACAAACUACACUGAAGAUCAGCUUUUGCAAGUGGUUCCUUAUGUUUUUCACACAUUAAUGAAUUUUAUUACUAGUUAUGAUGAUCUAAUGAUCCCAACAAACUUUGUGCACAGGUGGAACCAGCUGAAGAUUGAUGGGGUAUUCGUGGUUAUGACUGAAGGCUGUAAUUUCAUUGGAAAGUUUGGAAGCUACUGCAAGUUCUUUCUACUUGUUAGGGAAGAGAAUCUUUUAGUUUGUGCACAUGAGGAUCUUUUAGUUUGUCCACAAGAGAAUCUUUGA